Messenger RNA from Budorcas taxicolor (takin), 1083 nucleotides. It is a transcript of the gene SUN3, whose product is annotated as Sad1 and UNC84 domain containing 3. The transcript is spliced from 10 exons. Gene Ontology annotation, biological process: nuclear envelope organization. The record is from RefSeq and is a predicted model, not a curated record. Gene Ontology annotation, cellular component: nuclear envelope; meiotic nuclear membrane microtubule tethering complex. Gene Ontology annotation, molecular function: protein-membrane adaptor activity. NCBI's taxonomy places the organism in Eukaryota, Metazoa, Chordata, Mammalia, Artiodactyla, Bovidae. The coding region runs from base 1 to 1083 and encodes 360 amino acids.
AUGAGUGGGAGACCCAAGUCGAGGGGGAGCACCGGGCUCUUCAGGGCUCCCUCUGAGGACGCCAGCAGCAGCUCUAGCGGGAGCGCUGUGCUCCCCCAGCAGGAAAACCCCGACGCCAGCGGAUUAACUCGAUCAUGGAAGACUGUCAUGGGUAUGGUGUUUAUACUGACUUUACUUCUUCUAGGAUUUGUACAUCACAUGAAGCAUAAAGAGAAAGAGUUUCCUCAGAAAUCCAGACAAAUUUAUGCUCUAAUUGCAGAAUAUGGUUCACGGCUUUACAAUUACCAGGCCAGGCUUCGAAUGCCAAAAGAGCAACUGGAACUUUUAAAGAAGGAGAGCCAGACUUUGGAAAACAACUUCCGGGAAAUUCUCUUUUUAAUUGAACAAAUAGAUGUUCUGAAGGCAUUGCUUAGAGACAUGCGGGAUGGUCUGCACAAUUACAGCUGGAAUGCCGACAUAGACCCCACUGAGGGCUGGAACCACACCGAGGUCAUCGAAGAGGAAAUGUCCACCUUGGUGAAUUACAUACUGAAAAAGCUGAGAGAAGAUCAAGUCCAGAUGGCUGAUUAUGCCCUUAAGUCAGCAGGAGCCUCUGUUGUUGAAGCUGGGACCUCAGAAAGUUACAAAAAUAAUAAAGCAAAACUGUACUGGCAUGGGAUUGGCUUCUUAAAUUAUGAAAUGCCUCCAGACAUCAUUCUCCAGCCGGAUGUCCACCCUGGGAAGUGCUGGGCCUUUCCAGGCUCCCAGGGUCAUGCCCUAAUCAAGCUUGCCAGGAGGAUCAUACCAACUGCUGUUACCAUGGAGCACAUCUCAGAGAAGGUGUCCCCCUCAGGAAACACCUCCAGCGCACCCAAGGAAUUUUCUGUCUAUGGCAUCUCGAAACAAUGUGAAGGAGAAGAAAUUUUCCUAGGUCAGUUUGUGUAUAACAAAACAGGGACCACCGUUCAAACAUUUGCAAUCCAGCAUGAAGUUCCUGAAUUCUUGUUAUGUGUGAAACUUAAAAUUCUCAGCAAUUGGGGACACCCAAACUAUACUUGUUUAUAUAGAUUCAGGGUUCAUGGCACCCCAAGAGAUGACAGCUAG